Alligator mississippiensis (American alligator) is the source of this 840-nucleotide messenger RNA. RefSeq names its product C1D nuclear receptor corepressor (gene C1D). Gene Ontology annotation, biological process: maturation of 5.8S rRNA; regulation of gene expression. Gene Ontology annotation, cellular component: exosome (RNase complex); nucleolus. The coding region runs from base 107 to 553 and encodes 148 amino acids. Gene Ontology annotation, molecular function: DNA binding; RNA binding. Lineage: Eukaryota; Metazoa; Chordata; Crocodylia; Alligatoridae. The transcript is spliced from 5 exons. The record is from RefSeq and is a predicted model, not a curated record.
UCCGGGCCCCGCCCCAGGGCGCUUCUCGCGGGGACAGCGGCGCCCCCGCCCCGCCUCCCCCGGUAGUAGCAGCAGCGACAAUAGGAGCAGGGCCUGCCGCGCCGAGAUGGAUAUGGCAGAAGAAGAUAUUAAUGGAGAUGAAUACCCAGCUGAAAUUCAGGAUUAUCUGUCAGCAUUUGAAAAAUCUCUUGGUUGUGUAGAUGAGAUGCUGAAGACUAUGAUGUCAGUUUCUCGGAGUGAACUUCUUCAGAAGUUGGAUCCUCUUGAACAAGCAAAACUGGAUUUGGUUUCUGCAUACACGUUAAAUUCGAUGUUCUGGGUAUAUCUGGCCACUCAAGGGAUCAAUCCCAAGGACCAUCCAGUGAAACAGGAGCUGGAGAGAAUAAGAACAUAUAUGAACAGGGUUAAAGAACUAACAGACAAGAAAAAAGCAUCCAAACUGGAUAAAGGAGCUGCUGCUAGGUUUGUAAGAAACGCAUUAUGGGAAUCCGCAUCUGAAAAGGAGCCUACAUCCAAAAUUUCCAAUAAGGCAAAAAAGAGAAAAAUGGACUAAUUUUUAUCCUUCUUCUUGUUUUAUUUAUCAGGUAUGGGAUCAACUAGAACAUUAUUUUAAAAAGUGUUUUGGAUAUUUUUGUGGUACAAAAAUAAUGUCUUGUAACAACAGUUUGAUCAAAUAAGCUGUAGUGAGGACCUAUACUGCAUGUAGGGCAGUGCUUUGGCCUGUGGAGCCUGUAUUGGGGUCAAUGUACAUGUAUAGCUGAAUGUGAAAUUUGAUGUUGGCUUAUUAGCUUUAGGCUUAUUUCUCUACAUGAAAAUAAACUAAGUAUUUUUGACAAGUUU